Molecule: messenger RNA, 183 nt
Organism: Pestalotiopsis fici W106-1
Lineage: Eukaryota; Fungi; Ascomycota; Sordariomycetes; Amphisphaeriales; Sporocadaceae
Exons: 2
Coding region: 1-183 (60 amino acids)
Source: RefSeq, a predicted model, not a curated record
AUGCAGUUUUCCAUCUUCACCUCCGUGGUUGUCGUUGGCCUGGCCGCUUUUGUCCAGGCCAACCCCGUCGCCGUUAGCCCUCGCGAUGUUGGCAAUCAGCUUGUCAAGGAUGCCUCUGCUGUGGUGAUGGAACUUGCUGCGGUUGCUGGGGAUGCUGCUAGGCAAAUGGUGCAAACAAAGUAA